This is a messenger RNA of Ustilago hordei, 891 nucleotides long. RefSeq lists its product as uncharacterized. Gene Ontology annotation, molecular function: oxidoreductase activity, acting on the CH-CH group of donors. The transcript has a single exon. The coding region runs from base 1 to 891 and encodes 296 amino acids. NCBI's taxonomy places the organism in Eukaryota, Fungi, Basidiomycota, Ustilaginomycetes, Ustilaginales, Ustilaginaceae. Gene Ontology annotation, cellular component: membrane. Gene Ontology annotation, biological process: lipid metabolic process. The record is from RefSeq and is a predicted model, not a curated record.
AUGAGCACCUAUACCGUCGGCCUCAAGGCCUUGUUGCCAACGCUUGGCGUCAUUUACGGCUUCCAGGCUGCUUGUGCCGCCAUCGCUGUUCCUCUCAAGACGGAAAAGUAUUACGAUCUUUGCGGCUCGCUUGGCUUCAUUUCGGCUGCUGGUCUCUCCCUUUACAUGCCAUGGAUACGAGCUCGCUACUUUGAUGGCUUCAAGAACAUCUCGUUGCCCACAUCCUUGUCGGCUUUCCACCCUCGACAGACCAUCAUGACCGGUCUCACUCUCUUCUGGGCUGUUCGUCUCGGCAGCUUCCUCUUUCAACGUAUCAAGAAGUCUGGGGGCGACAGCCGGUUCGACGAGAUCAAGCAGAGCCCUCCCAAGUUCUUCGGUGCCUGGAUGAUGCAGGCUACCUGGAUUGCCAUCACUGCCCUCCCCGUCUACUUGGUCAACUCGAUCCCCAAAGCUUCUCAGCCUCCCCUUGGCCCCCGUGACUACCUUGGUCUCGCCAUCUGGAUCGCCGGUAUGGGUCUAGAGGCCACUGCUGACCGACAAAAGUCUCAAUGGAGGCAAGACAGGGAAUCUGGCAAGCACAACGAACCUUUCAUCAGCUCAGGUGUUUGGAGCUGGUCCAGACACCCCAACUACUUUGGCGAGGUCAGUCUCUGGACCGGUCAAUUUGUCCUCUCCACCGCUGCCAUUGCCGGCGCAGGUACUUUCUACCCUUCUUGGGCCGUCGGUCUUGCUGCCCUCAGUCCAUUGCUCGAGUACGGCCUCAUCCGAUUCAUCUCGGGUGUUCCCAUGCUCGAACAGAGUGGAGACAAGAAGCACAAGGACAACCCGCAGUGGAAAAAGUACAAGUCGGAGGUUCCCUGCUUUGUUCCUUUCAUUGGCAGCAAAAACUAG